Messenger RNA from Colias croceus (clouded yellow), 8057 nucleotides. RefSeq names its product disintegrin and metalloproteinase domain-containing protein 33 (gene mmd). The transcript has 29 exons. NCBI's taxonomy places the organism in Eukaryota, Metazoa, Arthropoda, Insecta, Lepidoptera, Pieridae. Gene Ontology annotation, molecular function: metalloendopeptidase activity. Bases 178 to 4140 code for a protein of 1320 amino acids. The record is from RefSeq and is a predicted model, not a curated record. Gene Ontology annotation, biological process: membrane protein ectodomain proteolysis.
CCGGCGCACGGUCGAUACCUGCCGCGCGCAACGCACGGCCAUGCUGCACGACUCGUGCACGUGCAAGCGGCUUCGUGCUGCCAUCUGAGUGCUAGUGGUCGCGUCCUGGCGUGUUGUGCUUCGGUCUGUACAUGUGCAACUUUGCAGUGCUAAGGUUUACAAUAAUGCAGCGGACAAAUGGAUUCUAACACAGAUUCUAGCUUAGGCGAGUCGACAGCCGAUUCAUGUCUUGCGCUGCAUCCACACGCUAUGCUAAUCAAAAGACGUGAGCGCGGGGGCGAGCGGCGGCGGUGCGCGGGCGCGGUGUCGCGCGGCAUGCGGCCCCGCCCGCUGCUGCUGCUGUUGCUGCUGGCGUUGCUGCGCGCGCACGGCCUGCUCGCCACGUCCGGAGAAGAUUACACAGUGGACGAUUCGUUCUGGAAUGAAGAAAACCCAAUUGAAGAAGUGGAGCGGCUAUUGCGCGAAUACACCCAGAAUCAAGAGUUGGUCCGGAACAUUGGUGCCCACUACUACCAGAUCAUCUACCCGGUGCAGCUGCGGCACCACGAGAAGAUGGGCAUCUCGACGCGGGAGGUGAAUACGCCGAAGCAGGGUCGCUACGGACAGGAAUAUCAAGGAGUCAGCCGACCACGCUCAAGAACCGGCAAGCACUACCAUCGCACAUCGCUCCUCAUCAAAGCCUUCAACCAUAAAUUCAGAUUGGAUCUAGAGCUCAACACGCAACUGCUUGCACCGAAUCUACGGCAAACUAUCUAUCUUCCAAAUGGUGCUGAAAGUGAAAUCAGAACGGAGAUCGAGCACUGCUACUACCACGGCACGGUGAAGGACUACCCGGGCGCGUCCGCCGCGUUCCACACGUGCAACGGCGUGUCCGGGGUUAUCCACAUCGGGAACGAGACCUUCGUGAUACACCCCUUCUACGGCGGCGAUCUCUCGAAGCACCCCCAUGUCAUAUUUGAGGCGCGAACGAAAAUGAACAGAGGCUGCGGGAACAAACUAGAGUACAGGCAAAAGGCGCACCGGUCGAAGAACUUCGCGUAUGUGGAGGCGCCCCUUAGCGAGGAACAUAGCAUGAUGCACGCAGACAUUCUCUCCUGGCAAGAGUGGUACGGCGGCGGGCUUCGGAUGCGUGAGCGGCGGGACGUCCGGGAGACCACCAAGUACAUAGAAACAGCUCUGGUGAUCGACAAGUACAUGUUCGAUAAGAGGAACGGCAGUACAAGGGCAGAGGUCGUACACGACGCGAUACAAGUUGCUAAUAUUGCUGAUCUGUACUUUCGCACGCUAAACACCCGCGUGUCUGUGGUGUACAUCGAGUCGUGGCAGAGCGCGGACCAGGCGGACCUGGACAGGAAGUAUGACAUCACACGCGCGAUACAAAAGUUCAGUGACUAUACCGCUAGGAAGUUGUAUAAGAUCGAGAAGGACACUACGCAACUGUUGUCAGGCCAAAUGUUCCCGGGCGGCGAGUCGGGUAUAUCAGUCCCGGAUACGAUGUGCACGCCCAAGUCAGUUGGUAUCUCAGUGGACUACAAUACGUACGAACCUCACAUCCUCGCUGCUACUAUGGCGCACAUGAUUGGACAUAAUAUCGGUAUGGGCCACGACGACGGCCGUGAACAGUGCUUCUGCCGCGACUGGCACGGCUGCAUCAUGGCGCAGUCGAUAGUUGGCCUGGAGAAUGUACAACCGUACAAAUUCAGCGAUUGUUCGAAAAAUGACUAUAUUAAUGAGCUCAGGAUUGGACAAGGGCUGUGUCUGCUGAAUAAACCUAAUGAGCUGGUAGUCCACCGUCAAUGCGGCAACGGCCGGCUCGACGAGGGCGAGGAGUGCGACUGCGGCACGAUCGCCGAGUGCCAGAACCUGAACCCGUGCUGCGACCCGUUUACGUGCCGCCUCACCAAGGAGGCGCAGUGCGCGGCCGGUGACUGCUGCGAUCGAUGCCAGCUAAAACCGCGUGGCGUUGUCUGCCGGGAUUCAACCAACGAGUGUGAUCUGGAAGAAACUUGCACUGGGCUAUCUGGAGCUUGUCCAGCAGACGCAUACAAGAAGAAUGGGGAAGCUUGUGAGGGGGGCAAGGGGUAUUGCUUCGCGGGACAAUGCCCCACAUUGUCCCUGCAGUGUGAGAAGAUCUGGGGCCCGGGGACCAUUGGGGCGGAUAAAGAGUGCUUUGAACAGUUCAACUCGAAGGGUGCGGUUACUGGACAUUGUGGGAAGGACGCUAAUGGGAAUUUCAUCAAGUGUGAUAUGGAGAACGUGCGUUGCGGCUCGCUGCAGUGCCAGCUCGGCAACCGGUACCCGAUCGUGCCCGGUAUGGACGAGUACUACACACGGACUGUGAUUACUAUCAAGGGCAAUGAGUAUGAUUGCAAGGCAACAACGGGUCUCCCAGAGCACGCGGAAGUUGGCCCAUUGGGUCUAGUGCGGGACGGCACGCCGUGCGGCGACAACCUCGUGUGCGUCAACCAGACCUGCACGUCCAUCUUCCCAUACAUCGACCACACUAAGUGCCCCACGGACCAUAAUAACCACGAGUGUUCGGCGAGAGGGCUAUGUUCGAACAUGAACAAGUGCGUGUGCAACCGCGGCUGGACGGGCCCGGACUGUUCGCAGCCGGACGCGCUGCCGCCGCUGCCCACCGCCUACGUGCCCGAGAACGCGACCAAAGCGGCCUAUAACAUGACCAAGAAGGAAACGCCGUAUGAGAACUACCACGGCUCAAACACGGUAUUCCUCGUGGCGGUCCUCAUGUCUGUGGUAGGGGGGGUAUUCAUAGUAUUUGCCCUGAGCGCUCUCUGCUACAGGUCAGUCGUAGUACACAAAAACUUCUCCCUGUGCCUAAGGAAAAAGAGUACGCUGCCGAAAUACGACCCUCCGUACGUGAAGAAACCCAUCGCCAAGAGCUUCGCCGGCGGAUCGACCACCUCCAACAACUCGCAAGAGGACAUCUCCAUGGAAGCUGGCAAGAUUCACUCCUUCAACAACACCUUCAGCCGUGGAGACUCGCAGCGUGUAAUCUUCAGACAGGGCAAUCACAUGUCUGGCGCUGGCACCGCUAGCAGAUAUCCGGAUCAUAAGCAAAUGAAGCGAGUUCAUUCUGGGAGUGAAGAUGAGCCAACGCAUUCAGGCGAAGAAGACAUAGCGUUUAUAGACGUGACACCGGGCACGAUGUCGAAGUUACCAGAAAAGGGAAUUCUAAAGAAGCACGGUUACGGCGCGGUGGAUGGCAAGGACAAGUGGGGAGAUGACUCACAGUCCGAGCACUUGGAAGCUGGGUCACAGUCUGAUGGACAGGAGCCAGCUGGUGCGGUCGCGGAUAUGGAGUAUAAGUUUAAGGAUCUAAACGGCUACCACGAGAACAUAAUAGAAGCGUUAAAAACCGCGGCUGCACAGCGAGCGACAGCGGGCGGGUCGGUGUCGGCGGGCUCGGGCGACCUGCGCGCGCUGCAGGACUACGAGUACAAGCGCGAGCGGCCCGCCAGCGCCGACAAGCCGCACGACGAGCUGCGCCGAGCGAGGCCCGACGAGGACGAAGAGGACCAGCGGCCGUGCGGGCCGUACCGCAUCCGCAACCUCGAGGACCUGAUCCGUCAGCUCGAGCACCACUCCAGCCGGCACAUGAGCCCGUCCGGCUCUGAGGAUAUCCGCAUGUCGGAGACGGAAGCCGAUAGACAUUACAGGAUCGAGGAUGUGCCACCGCGGUCGGCCGACAGCCGCUGCCGCGGGCGGCUCCCCCCCGGCGAGGAGGAGUCGCGCUUCGGCUACCGAAGCUUCCGCGGCAGCGGGCGGCACCACGCGCCGCUGCUGGCGCCCGCGCUGCUGCCGCACGCGCCGCACGUGCCGCACGCGCCGCACGGCCACGCGCCGCACGCCGCGCACGCGCCGCACGCGCACGCGCCGCACGCCGCACACGCGCCGCACGCGCACCGCGUGCCCGACGACGACGCGCUCUACGAGACGGCCGACACCGAGCGCCUGCGCGACGCGCCCGAUAGCGAGAGUGAUGAAUUUAUUCAAGCUCAACAACAGUUAGCCCGGUGGGCGAGUGAAGAGGCGGUCCCGGUGCGCGAGUACUACCCCUCGCCCGUGGGCAGCUCCGCCAGCGACCGGCCCGCCGCCUUCCCGGAGUACACGCACUGACCCCUCCCGCUCCCCCCCUCCGCACGACUAGCGUAGGACGCACGUAGUGACGCGCAUACGAUACGUAUAAUCGUUAGACUCGUCGAUUGUAAAUAUGUCAUAAAGUGCACAUUAUGAUAUGACUGAGGUAGUUAGCGCGGCGCCGGCGCGAGCUGCGCGCGAGACCCGGAACGCUUUAUAGAGCGCGGCUCGCGGCGGCGCCUGUGCUGUGCCCGCGCGGGCCGAGCUGUGCCCGCGUGGUGCGAGCUGAGGCCGCGCGGGGCGAGCUGUGCCCGCGCGGGGCGAGCUGUGCCCGCGCGGGGCGAGCUGUGCCCGCGCGGGGCGAACUGUGCCGAGCCCGCGUCCCGCUCCGCCGACGACGAUCUCGACUAUCCGCUACUUAGAUAGGCGUUAACAAAUUACAUUAAUCUAUUCAAGCGAAGCUUUAAUGUGAACGAGUUAGUUCGGAUGUGUCGUUGUGGAACGAGCUCGGCGGCGUGUAGAUCUGUGAAUUUGUCCGCUGUCGGUCGUAUCGUGUUCAGUUACCGUGUGGUUGCCGACGAGACGUCGGCCGAUGAAGGCGGGCCCCCGUCCCCGGAGAGUCGAAUAAAUCGCAAUCAUACUAUAUCACCUCUCCGACAAACAGCCCGACUUCGCGAUACGUCACUGAGGGAUGAAACAGUUGACACCGAUGUAUUUCGAUUGACCGUUUUGUUUCGAGUUACAUUUUUCGAUGACGUUAACGUCGCUCUAGUUUAAACUAGUUUGAAAUUCAGAGAUCUCGAAACACCAUGCACUAUAAAAUUUUGUAUCUAGUAUCUAUGCGUACACAUGUUCUAAAUAGGUUACGUUAAUGUGAAUAAAAGUUAUUUCGGAUUUUAUCAGAACGUAUAUUGUACAUGUAUGUAUAUGUAUUAUAAUUGUAUUAAAUUUAACACGAAUUUAACCGAACUUAUCGAACGAUGUUAAAGUGUCACUCCUGACGAUGCGGCGAAGCUCCGUGCGUUUUUUUUUUUUAAUUUAGUGAUGCGAAAUAGAGUAGUUUAGGAAUAAAGCAUAAAUCAAAUAAUACCAAAGAAAUUAUAGUUCGAUUGUAGUCUAUGGUGUCAAAUGAGUCGCGUCGCAUCGUGAGCGGUGGCGCUAAGUGUUAUCGUUUUUCUGUUUUAAUUUAUUGUGACAAUUUUAGGACGUUAUCGUUUCAUUCGCGUUUACGCUAGGUUAGGUGGCGAUGCCACGUUGUAACUAGUAGAUAAAUUAAAAUUAAAAUCAAUAAAUAGACAACAACAGUUCGGUUAUCUCCAGUAUGGAUGGGAAUGUGUUAACGGGUGUGUAGCUGUUUUGCUUCCGUUCAUAGAUUUAAGGUAUACAUUUAUAAAUUGUCCUAGAAUCUUAUUAUCUAGUGCACUGUUCAUGUUCCGUAUGUGAUCAAAAGUAGAGUUUAGAUCAUCGUGUCGUGCGCCAUCGAAAGCGCAACAUUAAUUGCAGCGUUGAAAUGUCUUAGAAAAAUGAGUGUGAAAGUAAAUUUGAUGUAACAUCUAAACAUUUCGCUGCGACUCAAGUGAGAGAUCCCACACAUCAAUCGCAGUCGCAAAACAGCUACACCGUCGUACUUCGUUAAAUAUACAAACGACGUUCGGCCUGACGGUCUCGUUUUAAGUAAUUAAUCUUAUAGAUAAUGGUUAUAAUGUAUAAGUCAUAGUAAAAUAUUAAAGUACAGGGUAGUCAUAAAUGCAAUACUCUGUGACUGGGUGCGGCGCUCGCUCCGGCGCGAGACUGACGGGGGAUACUAGACCACUUUAUUAUUUGCAGAGUUAAACGGGGAUGGUUAUCGAUGUUACGUCGAGCGGAACGGUAACAAAUAAACGGGUUAAUAACGAUCGUCGGUUGUGGGGACAGUUUGUAGUUGUUACUUUGGAGUGUAGCGCAAGGCUGUAGUAUCCCGGUCAGUACAGCGCCGCGCGGUGCGGUGGGCGGGGCGCGCGCGUCCAGUUGGCGUCGCGUGCGCGAGUCGUGGAAACAAUCGCGCGUGCGGUCGAGACCUGCGACAUGUGUGCAUUGUAUGGGUACGGGAGUUUUUUACGAAGUUAAGUACCGAGAACACUUCUUAUUAUAGAAUCUGUUGGUAUGCCUUAACUCCACAACACUGCCAGUGACAGUGAGGUUAUAGAUAAGUAUCGAUUAAUUAUUUGUAGACGAAAAAUAAGAAUAACUUCGGUGAGAUGCUCAAUUGCCCGCGUCUUGUUAUUGUGAGAAUCGAUUUUCGGUUAUGAACCACUGUUGUUUUAAAUGUACGUUGUUUUUUCGUUGAUGUUCGAUAAAUUGAAACGUGUAUUGUAAGUUAACAUUGGCCAAACAGGUACCUACCCACGUUGACAGCAAAGUUAACGUUAUGAAUUAAAUCGAUUUAAAUACAAAAACGCAUGAUUCACAUUCAACAAGAGAAUUAUUAAGCCAUUGUGUAGAUUAGAUGUAUCGUGAUUGCGUUUAUUGAAUUCGCGACACUUGGAAUUGAUUUUGUAAAUGCGCCUGAACUGCAACAAUAGACAUAAGACGUGAAAUUGGAAUGUAAGCUGUCGAUAAAUUGUAUAAUGUAUGUAUGGUGUUGUUUUGUAUAAAAUAAUAUUAUGAUGUAUUGGCAAAAAUAACGUUCAUUCUUUGCAAAUCAAAAUGUUUAAUUAAGAAGUAGUAAAGAAUUAAAUAUCCGUUGUUUUUGAUGUGCAAAAUGAGACACGUUUUUGCCAAUCACGUGAAAGCAGUGAAUUGUAACGGUUUAAUUUUAUCAGCGGUUAAUUGUGAACCUACGGUUUUGUAUACAAAUGCAUAUAUUUAUAUUGUAAAAGACGAGUCAAUGUGUCAAAUCGACCGCACUCGCGUGUCGCGCGGGCCUAAUACGUCAAUUUGCGGACGCCAAAGACCGCCAUUGCUCACGGUAGUGCUCUGAACUAUUGCGAAUUAGCGUAAUGCUUCAUUUCGAUCGAUAUACAUCUGGUUACAGUACGUAUGGUUUAGAGUACGUAGCAUUUUACACUCGAAUGGCAAAAAAAUGUGAACACAACACGACAGCUUAUAAAGAAAAGGGAUCUUGUUAUGCAAUUGGAGGGAAUAACUAGAGAAUUAAAUGUAGGUCUUAUGAUGUUAUUAUAAACCCGUUAAACCAUAUAGUGAAGAUCGAAUAAUAUUAUAACGGUCAAUACUAAGCGGAUAAAUCUUUUUCAACCGCAUUAGUCGAAAACAAAUUAUGAAUUAGCGACAUCUAGUGAUUACAACUAGAAAAUCGCACAUUAUUGUCCAGCGCGCAAUAAUUUUGGUUGUGGUUCAGUUUUAAAUACGUGUACGUGUAGUGAGAUUAUUUAUAGACGAUUUCGCUCAAUAGAAGUAUUUUACAUUAAGGAUAAAGUUUAUUUAAGUGCCGUAUUAGGUAAAACAUUGAUCAGUUAAUGGUGCACCUGAUAUAUUUUUCAGUAGAUUAGGAAAAUCCGAUACGCUAUAAUAUACAUUACAAUUUACAUAAUACACUGCAAUAAAGGAAUCGGGAUUUUUUUUACAUGCUGCAAUAAUAGAUUUAAUGUGAAAGUAAUCUCAAGUUGUAAUGAAUCUUAUGCCUUACAAUUUAAAUGUAUUUGUUGUUAGAUAACAUACGGAUAAAAGUUGUAAUAAAUAUUUCAUUCUUAUCUCAAGUUAUUAUUAUUUUACGAAUAUAUAAGUUAUAAAGCAUUACGUUAAUUCGCAAAUACACAUCACUACUGAAUAAACUAAAUCAUAAUGUGAAAAUUAUUAAUAAGUGAUAUUAUGUAUUAUAAAAAUACGAAUUUUAAACGAAAAACGUUGAAACGUUAUAAUUUUCCGUUUUAUUUUGUCCUUGUAAAUAUAUUUGCUAUAUUAUUUACUAAAUGAAUGUAACAUAUUAUUAACAACCAAAAUAGAUGAAUACAAAUUUU